CACACACACACCCUCCCUCCAGUGGGCGGGUCUCUUUUCUCUCUCGGAUGUGGAUUGUCGGAUGAUUGGGCUGCAGCGGACUGAUCUGCAAUCAGACAUGGAGGUCAGUGAGUCUCAGCAGGAUCGACUGCAGCUCCUUGCAGAGAAGAGGAAGUGGCAGACAGAGAUCGAGAACAAGAAGCGUCAACUGGAGGACGACAAGAGAGCUCUGCAGCACCUGAAGUCGAAGGCUCUGAGGGAGCGCUGGCUGCUGGACGGAGCGCCCUCUGCUGGACCGGAGCAGGACGAUGUCAGGAGACAGCUGGAGCAGGAUGAGGCCAAGACCAGGACCCUGGAGGACACCAUCAACAGGCUGGAGGACGAGCUGUUCACUCUGGAGACUGGAGGUGUGUGUCAGACCAUCACACACACCGCUGUGAGUACGCAGCAGGAGUCCUCAGGAUCAGUUAGAGCUGUAGAGGUCAAAGGUCACAUCAGCUGCCACCCGGACAGAGCUGCAGCGCCCGCUCCGAUAGUUAAAGAGGUCAAAGUUCACAAAAGUCCUCGAAUGAACAAACCGAGAGCGGCGGCGGAUGAGAUGAAGAAAGCCAUGUACUCGGUGGAGAUUAAAGUAGAGCGGGACAAUGUGACGGGGGAGACGAGGGUUCUGUCUACUAACACCACACUUCCUGUUGACCUCUCUCACCAAGGGGUCAAAGUUUACGAGGACGAGAAGAAAGUGGUCCACGAGAUGAACGGGGAAGAUGGCGUCCAGCUGCUCAGCUCCUCCGAGGUCGAAGAGCUCAUCCACAAGGCCGACGAGGCCUCGAUGAUGUCACAGACUGUCGCCACGGUGACCUCUCUCCCAACAGCGGAGGUCCAGGACGACCCGAGUCCCGAGCCCCUCCUGGCAGAGAUCACCGGGCUGGAGGCCAAACCGGGUGGCGAGCCGAGCGUGGGCGAGGCCAGUGCCGAGAACCCCGUCACCAUGGUGUUCAUGGGAUACCAGAGCGUGGAGGACGAGGACGAGACCAAGAGGGUCCUGGGUCUGCAGGGAACGGUGAAGGCAGAGCUGGUGCUCAUCGAGGACGCCAACGGGAAAACAUCUCCGGGCGGAGGGCCAGAGGAGAGCGCCAGUGCUCAGACUCCAGCUCCUCCUCCUGCCGCCUCCCCUGUCCCGCCCCCUACCACCAAACCUCUGGAGCCAGCAGCUGCCAGCAACGGAGAGACGGCAGAGGAGGUGAAGGAGGUGAAGGGAGGAGUGGCAGAGAUAAAGAAGAAGCAGCCAUGUAAGUGCUGCACCAUCAUGUGAUCCUGCAGGGGGCGCUGCUUCCAAAUAUCCUCCAUCUAAGAAUAAGGACGGAGACUUUCAGGACUUAACUCCACCCACUGCCUCAGCCUUGCCUCUAACAACAUGACAUCAUUUCCUGUUUCUUCAUUCUCCUCUGUUUUAUAAAACCUUUCUUUACUUUUUCUAUUUCCUUGAAGCUUUUUACUUUUGUACUCCAUGUUUCCAGCUGUGACGCCUCGAUGCAUCUGAUUAGCUUAGCAUUAGCUCAGCCUAGCAUUAGCACUAGCAUUAGCCAUGCAGUCCUGAGAUUUGUAACAAUAACCGCCUCUCUUUGGGUGCGUUCGUAAAUCCAAUCUGACGCUCAAAGAUUAGAGCGCUGUUGUCUGAAGAAACGGAGCGUUCAAUUUCAACGUGAAUUAAGGAACGCAACAUUUACGCCACUCUGAGGCUCCGCCCCCUCAGUGUUCACAGUAAUUUUACACUCUGACGCUCCGUCUCCUCACAGUAACUUAAAGAUUUGGCGCUCCCUCUACGCUCUGACGCUCCGUCUCCUCACAGUAACUUAACGCUUUGGCGCUCCGUCUCCUCACAGCAACUUAAAGAUUUGACGCUCCGUCUCCUCACAGUAACUUAAAGAUUUGGCGCUCCGUCUACGCUCUGACUCUCCGUCUCCUCACAGUAACUUAACACUUUGAUCCUCCGUCUCCUCACGGUGUUGCCAGUAACUUUAUGCUCUGACACUCCAUCUCGCACAGUAACUUAAUGCUUUUACACUAUGUCUCUUCAGAGUGUUCAGAUCAACUUUACACUCUGAUGCUCCGUCUCAUCAGAGUGUUCACAGUAACUUUAUGCUCUGACAUCCAUCUCAACAGUGUUCACAGUAACUUUACACUCUGAUGCUCCGUCUCCUCACUGUAACUUAACUAUUUACCGAUCCGUCUAUGCUCUGAUGCUCCGUCUCAUCAAAGUGUUGCCAGUAACUUUAUGCUCUGACGCUCCGUCUCCUCACAGUAACUUAACAAUUUCAUGCUCCGUCUCCUCAGAGUGUUCACACUAACUUUGCAAUCUUGACGCGCUGUCUUCUCACAGUAACUUUACGCUCUGAUGCCCUCAAAGAGUGGCGCUCUGAAGAACCGAACGGUACAUUCCAGCAGCACUCCUGAUUUAAGAACGAUCCAGUUUGUGCCAGAGUGCGCUCCUCCACUCGGAGUGACUAUUUACGAACGCACCCUGUUAAAGCUCUGUGACAUAAAACAGUGAAUUAAUUUUAGAAUGUAUUUAUUUGAUUUUGUAAAUUUCUCCUGCAGAGUUCCUGUUUGUUGGAGAGUUUCAGCUUUUUGGGUUUUUAAAAGAAAAUAAAAUUGAGUCGACUCAGAGCUGAACACAAGAAA
Centropristis striata (black sea bass) is the source of this 2661-nucleotide messenger RNA. It is a transcript of the gene palm1a, whose product is annotated as paralemmin 1a. Lineage: Eukaryota; Metazoa; Chordata; Actinopteri; Perciformes; Serranidae. The transcript is spliced from 9 exons. Gene Ontology annotation, cellular component: membrane. Bases 62 to 1291 code for a protein of 409 amino acids. Gene Ontology annotation, biological process: regulation of cell shape. The record is from RefSeq and is a predicted model, not a curated record.